Molecule: messenger RNA, 6918 nt
Organism: Peromyscus californicus insignis
Lineage: Eukaryota; Metazoa; Chordata; Mammalia; Rodentia; Cricetidae
Gene: Znf81
Product: zinc finger protein 81
Exons: 6
Biological process (GO): regulation of transcription by RNA polymerase II
Molecular function (GO): RNA polymerase II cis-regulatory region sequence-specific DNA binding; DNA-binding transcription factor activity, RNA polymerase II-specific
Source: RefSeq, a predicted model, not a curated record
AGAGAGCGGGCCAGCUGUCUGCUAGAAGGCCAAUGGUUGUAAGCCGGCAGGUUGCUGGUUCAGGUGAAGUUAAUGAUAUUUGGCGGGUUCUGAGGGAAGCUGGACUCACUGGAAGAUUUUGGACCACUUCCAUUUAACAUGAAGAGGUAUAAUGAGGCUGAGAUCCAAAUCUAUAAUUGAACUUCUUAUGUUUCAUCUCCACCUUACAGCUUAACUUGAAGGUAUCUUUGAGUAUCUGUGGAGUCCCAAUGAGAAAUCCCAUAGCAAAGACUGUGGGAUCUUCCUUCUGACCCUAGAAGAUCCUGUUAAGUCUACAGACUUCAACAGAAUUGGAGAACCUGAACAGAGCAGAGUUACCAACAAGAGAGCCCAGGGAUAGCAUUAACAUGGUGGCCAUCCAAGACCCUCCUCAGCCAGCGAGACAUGGCAAGGCCUAUGAGGUCCCAGUAUCAUUUGAAGAUGUGGCAGUAGAUUUCAGUAGAGAGGAAUGGCAGCAAUUGGACUCUUCUCAAAGAUGCCUAUACCAGGAUGUAAUGCUGGAGAACUACAGCCACCUGCUCUCAGUGGGUUUUAAAGUUCCCGAAUUAGAGGUCAUCUUCAAGUUGGAGCAAGGAGAAGAACCAUGGAUAUUGGAGGAGGAAGCCCCACACAAGAGCUGUUCAGAUGCAAAGUUUAGGAUUAAGAAUUCAUGGAUAAGAAUUUCUGAAAAAGCUACAUUUUAUGGUGGAACAGUGGAUGAUGAUUCAAGAGAUGAUUUGUUGUAUUCCAUUUUAGAAGAACUGUGGCAAGAUUCUAAACAGAUGAUAAGAUACCAGAGAAAACAGAACAACCCUUUGAGUCAUGCUGCUUUUAAUAAGAAAAUAUUGAAUACCAAGAGGGAUUAUGAAUGUACAGACAUUGGAAAAUAUACACACCCAAGACCAAAUGCUGUUCCUUUACAGAAAAGACCCCAUAAGAAAGACUCAUUUGGAAAGCAUUUUAAACAUAAUAAAAACAAAGCAACAAAGAAUUUUGACAAAAUAAUGGGCCAUAGGCUAUUUUUUGCCCACAGUAGUUCUUAUACUAACCUCAAAAAUCCACAUAUGGGAACAGAAUUCUGGGAAAGUAAUAAGUAUGGAAAAGUCCUCAGAAUCCAGCAUACACUUAGUCAAAGUAUAAAAUAUCCUGUUGGGGAAAAGGCAAAAACAGGUGCUGCAUUUGGAAGGAUAUUCACCCCAAAAUCACACCUCUUCAUUCCUUCCAGAAUUCACAAUGUGGACAAACCUCAUGAACUUAGCAAAUGUGUGAAUGUUUUUACACAGAGGCCACUACUUAGUAUAUAUUUGAGAGUUCAUAGAGAUGAAAAACCAUACAUAUAUACUAAAUGUGGGAAGGCAUUCAUCCAGAAUUCUGAAUUAAUAUUGCAUGAGAAAACUCACAUUAGAGAAAAACUCUACAAAUGCAAUGAAUGUGGAAAAUCAUUUUUCCAUCUGUCAUCUCUACUUAGGCAUCAGAUAACCCAUACUGAAGAAAAACUCUAUAAAUGCAGUGAAUGUGGUAAAGACUUCCCCUUGAGCUCAACCCUUACUAUACACCAGAAAAUUCAUACUGAGAAGAGACAUCACAAAUGUAAUGAGUGUGGGAAGGCCUUUACCCAAAAGUCAACACUCUGAAUGCAUCAGAGAAUUCACACAGGCGAGAGGUCCUAUAUAUGUACUGAAUGUGGGCAGGCCUUCAUCCAGAAGGCACACUUGAUUGCACAUCAAAGAAUUCAUACUGGAGAAAAGCCUUAUGAGUGCAGUGACUGUAUAAAAUCCUUCCCUUCUAAGUCUCAACUUAAAAUGCAUAAGCGAAUUCAUACAGGAGAAAAACCUUACAUAUGCACUGAAUGUGGGAAGGCUUUCACCAACAGGCCAAAUCUCAAUACUCACCAGAAGUCUCAUACUGGAGAGAAGUCUUACAUAUGUUCUGAAUGUGGAAAGGCCUUCACUGACAGGUCAAAUUUCAAUAAGCACCAGACCAUUCAUACUGGGGAAAAACCCCAUGUUUGUGCCAGUUGUGGGAGGGCCUUCAUCCAGAAGUCAGAGUUGAUUACACACCAAAGAAUCCACACUAUGGAAAAGCCUUAUAAAUGUCCUGACUGUGAGAAAUCCUUCUUUAAGAAACCACAUCUCAAAGUACACCAGCGAAUCCACACAGGAGAGAAACCAUAUAUAUGUUCAGAGUGUGGGAAGGCCUUCACUGACAGGUCUAAUUUCAAUAAACACCAGACAGUUCACACUGGGGAUAAACCUUAUAAAUGCAGUGACUGUGGAAAGGGCUUCACUCAGAAAUCAGUUCUUAGUAUGCAUCGUAGUAUUCAUACAUAAAAGUAACCCUGCUUCAUCAAAACAAGACAAUCUCAUGACAGAAGUAAAAUCUAAGUGUAUGUUAUAAGAUUCAUCAAAGAGAGACACUGUGUGAAUGCCUCACCCGAAGCAUUAUCCAGCUUAUCACCUGAGAUAAGUUAUUUUGAAAAGACCCUUUAAGAAUACAUUGGAAAAGGGGAAAUUUCUAUAUUUGCAUGGCCUCACAAAAAACAUAAUGGAAUUUAUAUUGGGAAAAUAAUGUUAGAAAUGUCUUCUUAUAGGAAGUAUUAAAAAAUAAAUUGUUAUAAAAUAUUUUUAAAGAUUUCAAAAUUAUGCAAAUUUUAGUAAUGUUAUAGUAAUCAAUUAAAAGUAAGGCCAAAAUGAGUUAUAAAGCAACAAAAUAAUGUAUUUGUGUAAAACUCUGAGUUGUGUAGAGUGUUUGUGGUGAAAUACACUGUGUAAUAAUGAAGGAUAAUUGAAGUUCCUUUUUAAAAUUAGAAUGAUUGUGUCUAUCAAAUAUAUUUACCACUGAAUAUUCCUUUCAAGUGUAUCCACAAGUCAAAAGUCAUUUUGAUUUUGUGUGUAUACACAUCUGCAGAUAUAAUUUUCUAUGGACACAUAAAAUUAUCCCACCAUUCAUUCUGGAGACCAUGAAAUAGUAUUCUUAUUUUUCUUUCAUUUUGGUAGAAAGACAGUAGCCACAGAUUCCUCUCAUCUUUUUGUUUGUUUUUCAAGACAGGGUUUCUCUAUAUAACAGUCCUAGCUGUGCUGGAACUCGCUUUGUAGACCAGGCUGGCCUUGAACUCAUGGAGAUCCACCUGCCUCUGCCACCUGAGUGCUGGGAUUAAAGAUGUGCACCACCACUGCCCUGGUGCCUCUCAUCUUUUUAUGAAUGCCCUUUUGUAGUGUUACUUUGUUGUAUUUUUGUAAAGAAGUAACUUCUCUUUGCUCCUUGACUUUGAUUUUGACUAUGACUGGCUUUGGCUAGAGGACUUUAAGAAAGAGAAUUUAGAAGUGAAAGCCUGCCUCAGGGUUUACCCUUUCUACAUGCUCUUUGGAAUUCUGAGACCUCUACAUGAAAAAUCUCAGAUCACCCUACUGGGAGAUUUACGAAACCACAUAGAGCAGUCCAACCCAGCUCAACUGGGAUCUGAUAGGCCAAAUAUCUUGCCAGUUGUUAGACAUAGGAGUGAAGCUUACUAGAUUUCUAGUCCCAUCUAAGGCACUCCAGCCCAGAAUAGCCAUAUCAGUUAUUUUAGCCAAACUGGCAUUGUGAAAUAAUCACUAUUUUAAAUAGCUGCAUUUUGGGCUGGUUCGUUGCAUAGCAAAUGCUAAGUAAUAUGUAAAAGGAUAUUAAUAAUGGCCUUGGGUAUCAGGUAGAGAAUAGAAAAAUAAUGAGGAGAGCUUAGUAAAAGGUAGCCCGCAUUACUUAGUAAGGGAAAAGUAGAAAGAUAACCACAGUUCUCUGUGGGAGGAUAAAGAAUAUGUCAAAUGAACUUGUGGAUCUUACUUAAGGAGAUUUGUGAUACAAUAGAAGUAUCACUUUGCUGCUUUUAGCUGCAUAUGAUAAAGUACAGAAAAGGAAAGAUAAAUUCAACAAAUAACUAUUCCAACUGGCAAGCAGAAUCAAAAGUAAUACCAAAAAGGCAAGACUUGAGGGGUUGAGAAAUAACUGUUUUACAUAGGUAAUCACCUAGUUAUCAAAAUAUCCUCAAGGUAUAUAAACUGUCCUGGGGUAAAGGUCAGCCGUGGGUGUGUCUGUACAAGUCUUUAUUACAAUAUGUAUAAUACUGCAUUGGUGCUGAACUAGUGAGUACUUCUAUGUAAUAUUUCACAGUACUUUGACAAACUGCUCUAAAUAUAGAGAGGCUUAUCAUAAAGAGUCAUUGAUGUGACAUUUGGGGCAUGAACUAGCUCAAACAAGAUCCAUAGAAAACUAAAGAAAGUUUUGCUCUUGAAAUUACCUCAAGAUCGGUCUUAAAGUGACUGAAAUAAUUCAAAAUGAAAAGUGGUUUGGACAACUCUACCUAACAUCUACAAGUAUGAUAUUAGCUGAGAAAUUUACUUAUCUAGUUGUAAAUAUGGAUCAGUUAUUAUGGGAAAUGCCAGAGGUCUCAGAAGGAAGACCCAAGUAUAAUAUUUUAAAGUGAACGGGAGAGCCAUUCUCAGGGAAAAUUGUGCCCUAAUCAAGAAGCAGUAUCUGCUCCUAGAAUAAAGGGAACUGGACUAUGUUUGUUGGAUUUCAGAAUUGUUUUGGUAUGAAACUGUGUGAUGUGGGCUUCUUGUUUCUCCUCUUUUAGACUUGGAGUAUCUAUUAUAGUCACCCUAUUCCCAUGCCACCCUAUAUACAUAGUAUUUGUGUUUUGGGAGGAAGAUAAAAAAUGUCAUUUAUCUCACAGGUAUCUGAAUGUAAAAAGUUGAGAAACUAUUCAGGAUCCCUAGCCAAAUCUGGGCUUGACAUAGAAGACUUGAAAUCCUAGAUAUGAGCUUGAUGUCAUCAUGUGGCUGAGAUAUUUGAAGGGCCAGGACAGACAGUGGAUAUAUUUUUCAUGGGAUUGUACUAUGAAUAAUGUGUGACCAGAAGAUACACUAUUUUAGAAAAAAAAAUGCUAUGUAGUUCUCUUAGGAGUCCAGAGCCCCUAUGUACAAAAGGUCUAGAAUGUGCUGUUGGAAGAUGAGAGACCAUAUGGAACUCUGAUGAAGCAGACACGCCAUGCCUGCUAAGGCAACCUAGACUAACUAGAUUUUCAACUGCCGACACGUGAAUGGAGUUAUCCUAGCUACUCAACCCUAGUAAAAACAACUGGACAGCAGUCUCUGGUAUGAUCCUGAGUGAUGCUUACCUCUUGGUAUUCAUGCUCUUAUACUAUGCCCCAUCCCCCCAGAUUUGGGCUGGAUUUAGUGAACCAAAUGAGGCAGAGGUAAUAAGAUGUCACUUCCAAGAUAAGGUUCUGUGGCUUCUGUUUGGGGUGUGCUCUUAGUUUUUCAGAUGGCUUACUGUACAGGAAGCCAACUGUCAUUUCAUUUGAUAGCCCCGUGGAAAUACCAAGUGAGAGAAUUUUGUGGAAUGUAUCUUCCCUAAAUAUGAUCUUCAGAGGAUACCAGAGCCAAAUAGCUUGAAUAUAACCUUUUAAGUUGAGACCUUCAACCUGAGGCCCUCUUCUGAGCUAUACCCAAAUUUCUGAUCCACAAAAAUUAGGAGAAAACAAAUGUUUGUUUUAAGCUGCUACAUUUUAGUGUGAGUUUUUUUUUCUGACAACAAUAGGAGAGUAAGAUACUAGUCAUCCAUCCCAAACUAAUGUACUGGAGGACUAAAAUGUUUAGUUUAUUAUUUUAAGGCACCAAGUUUGGGGUAGCUUAUUCCCAGAAAGAAAAAGCUACCUGUUACUCCACUACUGAAUUUCCUCUUCAGUUAUUCAUCUCUCACAAAUUGAGGAGUAAUCAACAACGAUGAGCACUUUGAUAUUCAGUAUUGUGUGUAGACAUUUGUGUGUUACUAUGCAUGUAGCUAGUUAUUUGCUGUUUUGGUUUUUGAAAGUAGUAGAUUCAUAGCUGGAGAUGUAGCUCAGUUGACAUACUACUUGCCUAGCAUUCAGGAAACCCUGGUUUCUGUCCUCCUUAGCCCCAUAUAAAAACCAGGUAUGGUGAUACAAGUCUGUAAUUCCAACACUGGAGAGGAAGCAGGAUGUUCAUAGUCAUCCUUAGGGAGUUUGAGGUCAGCUUAAGCUAUAUGAGACCCUGCCACCACCCUCACUCCACCCUCCAUCACAGAAAAGUAGUGUUGUUUACAAUCAUCUGCUUUGACUGGGAAACAGAAGUAUGCUUACUUCCUGGGACUUCUUUAAUAAAGUGCCAUAAUUUUGGUGGCCUAAAACAACAGAAGUAUUUUAUCUCACUAGAAUUUAUUAUCUUUGUAGAAUAAGUCAAAAUCAAGUCACCAUAAAGUUCACACUCUUCCUAAAGGCAUUAUAAAACUAACUUCUCCAUGCCUGUCACUGCCCCCAUCCCUUUGAGACAGGUUCUCACCAUGUAGCCCUGGCUGGCCUAGAACUCACUAUGCUGGACUCAAAGAGAUCUGCUUGUCUUUCCUCCCUAGUGCUGGGAUUAAAGGUAUGUGCCACCACUUCAGCCCUUGUCUCACUUUUAGCAUCUGGUAGCCUCAGGUGUUAAAAUUGUAGGCAUAUCACUCCAUGGCCAUAUUCUGUGUUUCUUUGUGUCUAAAUUUCCUCCUUUGUAAGGUUACCUGUUAUAUGGUGUUAGUGCCCACUCUACUAACUUCAUUUAAACUAUAUUACAUUUGUAAAGACUUUCCAAAUAAGGUCAAUAUUUGAUGUACUGAGGUUAGGAUUUCCAAUCCCACUAUCUCUUUCCCCUCCUCCUCCUCUUCCUCCUUUUCCUCUUCUUCCUCCUUCUCCAAAAAAACCUUAAUGAGCCGGGCGGUGGUGGCGCACGCCUUUAAUCCCAGCACUCGGGAGGCAGAGCCAGGCGGAUCUCUGUGAGUUCGAGGCCAGCCUGGUCUCCAAAGCGAGCUCCAGGAAAGGCGCAAAGCUACACAGAGAAACCCUGUCUCGAAAAACCAAAAAAAAAAAAA